AUGUCGCCGGGUUUAGAUCGCAUAUUGUCGAUCAUGUUUCACAUUUUAUUUCCGUGUGUAGUCUUGCUUUGUGUUCGAUUCUUUGAUAAGCUUGGGGUCGUUGACAGCAAACAAGGAGCACCUCAGAGGCCUAGAUGGAACUGUUCUGCAAUCGCUACUAAUGAGACAGUUGGAUGUAUGGUGCCAAAAUAUGUAAACUCUACCACGUGCAUGUAUCUUGGAUGUUGCUGGAAUGAUACCCAGGCCGAUGCUACAGACAAAUGCUAUACAAAGCGGGGAGGCGCCUGUUUUGAAUACGAAGGAACAGUUUGUAACGACUCCUUUACAACACUACCCGAGUACAGGGACACCAAGCGUUUCUUUGACAACAGUUUUGGACUAUCUGGGACCGAGCAGUUCCUUGCAAAAGUUAUUGGCAUCAUCAAUGACCUCGCUGGUAACAAUGAAAAAUGCAGGUACAUUAUGGUGAACAUGCUGUGCCAUUACACCGUACCGCCUUGUUACUCAGAUGGCACGAUACUCGACUUUUGUAAGGAAGACUGCGAAGAAAUUUUUAACGAGUGUAGCGUAACCAUAAAUCAAGUGAUUGGGGGAGUGAAGCUCUAUGUGCAUAAUGAACAUAUUGACUUUAUACAUCGAGGAAUUCCUAACUGCUCCAUACAUCAUCCUCGGUCGUAUUACGAGCACUUGCCUGGGAACAAGACUUGUAUCAAUUCUGGAUUUUUCAAAUUCGAAGAAAAACGAAAACUCAAGCCUAGUGUAGAAACGAAAGAGACGAACCAAGGCAGUGACGACGACAAUCUUCGCAUCUUUCUACCCACUGUCACAGUCAGUUUGCUCACCAUUGUGGUGUGCAUUAUUAUAUUUUUGCUUUGGCGAAGACACCGAGAUGACAUGGAGACAUUGGUCGAGCCGCCGGCUUUUUCAAUGAGAGAUAAAUUACGAGCAGAGUCCUUAAAAAGUUUUGAUACAUUGUUGUCGCGGCAUUUUGAUCCAAAUAGAUUAAGGCAGUACAGAUUGGACCACGUACAUUAUGUAAAAGACCUGGGAGUAGGCUCUUUUGGCAAAGUUUUUCAAGGUCGUGCAGCUGGUCUUACAGAAAAGCCCAAGAAGGAGAUUCUAGUUGCUGUUAAAGCGUUGAAAGAUGAUCCAUCUAAGGAACAGAAAGACGAGUUUUUCCGAGAAGUGACUCUAAUGUCCAUUCUCACGCAUCCAAACAUUGUUCGACUCCUGGCUGUAUCAACCGAGGAGGAACCUUAUGGCAUGGUCUUUGAGUUCAUGAGUAGUGGGGAUUUGAACCAUUAUCUGAGGAAUGCCUUUCCGGCUGCUGAAACCCCCCUGGAAUCACAGGAACCAAAUAAAGUCUACCUUGCCCACGAAGACCUUCUCCAAAUCUCGACCCAGAUCGCUGCUGGCAUGCAGUAUUUGGUCAAGAUGAAGUUUAUUCACAGAGACCUGGCAGCGAGAAACUGUCUGGUCGGGAAUGACCUUGUGGUGAAGAUUGGGGACUUUGGGAUGUCGCGCGACAUUCACACCUCAGAUUAUUACAAGUUGAGCAAGGAAACUGCUUUGCCCAUCCGCUGGCUUGCUCCUGAAGCAUUAAAUUACGGCAAAUUUAGCUUCAAGUCAGACGUGUACGCAUAUGGCGUGCUACUUUGGGAGAUUUUCACAUUUGCUCUUCAACCGUAUUACGGCUAUAGCAACAAGGAAGUGAUACACUUUAUACAAAAGGGCAUUCAUCUGGGCCAGCCUCGUGACUGUCCAGACUUCGUCUACGCUAUCAUGAAAGAUUGUUGGCAUGAGGAUCCCAAAAAGCGUUUAGAAUUUUCUGAGAUACAGACACGCUUGAGUGAUCCAUUUAACAGCAACUAUGGAAGUUGUGCCGAGUCAAACAACCAGCUCCUGUCUGAAAACAUGAGCGUCUCACUGUCUGAAAUUGUUUUGGAAACCUACGACGUUCCCAGAAGUCAUACCAAAGGCGAUCGCAAAUUUCCACGAGUGCUCGAGUUCCAUGAAAAUUACGACGUGCCCCGAUCGACGACGACGACGACCGAAGAAGUCAGAAUGAGUGAUACGGACGGAAGCCUUGAAAUAUAG
Pocillopora verrucosa is the source of this 2097-nucleotide messenger RNA. Its product is annotated as inactive tyrosine-protein kinase transmembrane receptor ROR1-like. Gene Ontology annotation, cellular component: signaling receptor complex; plasma membrane. The record is from RefSeq and is a predicted model, not a curated record. Gene Ontology annotation, biological process: protein phosphorylation; positive regulation of neuron projection development; multicellular organism development. Gene Ontology annotation, molecular function: ATP binding; protein binding; transmembrane receptor protein tyrosine kinase activity. Lineage: Eukaryota; Metazoa; Cnidaria; Anthozoa; Scleractinia; Pocilloporidae.